AUGACCACCAACUCGGCCUCAGACUCAAAUGUUCAGUCCGGCUAUGGAAACCGGAUGGAAUGGGGUCAAAGACCGGCAUUGAUUUUGAUCGAUGUGUGCAAGGCAUAUUGGACCGAAGGAUCUCCCCUGUCGGUUCUGUCCAACCCAACUGGGGCUGCCUCGCCAGACUCGAUGCGACGGCUACUGGCCGCUGCUCGAGCAGGCAACGUGCCGGUGAUAUGGACCAAGGUUGAAUACACCCGGGCAGAUAUGGGGGAUGCAGGACUAUUUUGGCGCAAGGCAAAAGCCCUCGAUGUGUGGCUGAAAGGGGACACACGAGGACUGGCAGACUGUAUCGAAGGACUGGAGCCGGCAGAAGGCGAAGUCGUAGUGGUGAAGAAGUACCCCAGCGCCUUCUUUGGGACAUCUUUGAUUUCAGAACUUCAGGUGUUGGACGUUGAUACUCUGGUGAUCUGUGGUGUGAGUACUUCUGGAUGCGUACGUGCCACGACACUCGACGCGCUUCAGUAUGGGUUUAGACCAAUGGUCGUCGGACAAGCAUGUGGUGACCGACUGCCCGAGAUUCAUAACGCCAAUCUUUUUGACCUGGAUGCAAAAUAUGCCGACGUGAUUGAGGAAUCGGAUGCCAUCUACCACCUGAAGUCAGGUUGGUGA
This is a messenger RNA of Capronia coronata CBS 617.96, 654 nucleotides long. RefSeq lists its product as uncharacterized. NCBI's taxonomy places the organism in Eukaryota, Fungi, Ascomycota, Eurotiomycetes, Chaetothyriales, Herpotrichiellaceae. The transcript is spliced from 3 exons. Bases 1 to 654 code for a protein of 217 amino acids. The record is from RefSeq and is a predicted model, not a curated record.